CGCUGCGCCCAGGAAGCGGAAGUGAAGCUUCCAGGCUUACAGAGUCGGUGUGUCACUCGGCUUUCCUGAAAUCUAGGAAAGUCGUUUUCGCUUCACUUUCCCUGGCUUUCGAGCGCUUACCCUCUGGCGGGUGGGAGUGCAGAGACUGAAGCGCAAGAUGAGCACCAUGUUCGCAGACACGCUGCUCAUCGUGUUUAUCUCCGUGUGCACGGCUCUGCUCGCCGAGGGUAUAACCUGGGUCCUGGUUUACAGGACAGACAAGUACAAGAGACUGAAGGCAGAAGUGGAAAAACAGAGCAAAAAAUUGGAAAAGAAGAAGGAAACAAUAACGGAGUCAGCUGGUCGACAACAAAAAAAGAAAAUCGAGCGGCAAGAAGAGAAACUGAAGAAUAAUAACAGGGAUCUAUCAAUGGUUCGAAUGAAAUCCAUGUUUGCAAUUGGCUUUUGUUUUACUGCCCUAAUGGGAAUGUUUAAUUCUAUAUUUGAUGGUAGAGUGGUGGCAAAGCUCCCUUUCACCCCCCUUUCCUACAUCCAAGGACUGUCUCAUCGAAAUCUGCUGGGGGACGAUACCACAGACUGUUCCUUCAUCUUCCUGUAUAUUCUCUGUACCAUGUCAAUUCGACAGAACAUCCAGAAGAUCCUUGGCCUUGCCCCUUCACGAGCCGCCACCAAGCAGGCAGGUGGAUUUCUUGGCCCUCCACCUCCUUCUGGGAAGUUCUCUUGAAUUUAAGAAGAACCCUAUAAUUCCUGUCAUUCUUUUUAGACACUCAAAUCAGACCGGCAACUAUUUUGUAGCAAGAGCCAUAGGCAGCCUUAGCACUUGGGCCACUUUCUAAUUUUGAGUUAUUUCUAGGUUUUUUUGGAUAUGAUUCCCAUGAGAAUGGUACUCAACAAACAUGAUAGUGCUUUUGGUCACAGAUUAAUUUUUUUUAAACAAGUGUUUUGAUUAGAUAAGCACAGGUGAUGUUUAUGUAAUGAGAAAUGAAUUCUUACUUUGCUUACACAAAUAUUUCGUGGGAUCAGCUUUCAAGUAUGUGCUGUGUGCCAUGUACCAUGGAAGUUGUCUCUCUAUGAGCAUUUAGAGAUCUGGAGGAAAAAUUUAGUUUAUGUAACUCUUAUUUGGAACUAUUUGUUGUGUGUUUUCUUCAACCCAAAUAUAUGACCUGAGAUCAAUAAAAGAGGCCAAAAUUUUAGCUAUUUCAUCUACAA
Mesoplodon densirostris (Blainville's beaked whale) is the source of this 1209-nucleotide messenger RNA. It is a transcript of the gene TMCO1, whose product is annotated as transmembrane and coiled-coil domains 1. Lineage: Eukaryota; Metazoa; Chordata; Mammalia; Artiodactyla; Ziphiidae. The record is from RefSeq and is a predicted model, not a curated record. Gene Ontology annotation, molecular function: calcium channel activity. The transcript has 7 exons. Gene Ontology annotation, cellular component: cytoplasm; endoplasmic reticulum; endoplasmic reticulum membrane. Gene Ontology annotation, biological process: endoplasmic reticulum calcium ion homeostasis. Bases 158 to 724 code for a protein of 188 amino acids.